This is a messenger RNA of [Candida] anglica, 1276 nucleotides long. Lineage: Eukaryota; Fungi; Ascomycota; Pichiomycetes; Serinales; Debaryomycetaceae. The record is from the annotation of a GenBank genome assembly.
CAGCACCAAGCAAAGCUAGUCUCUGUGUGUUCCUUUCAUAAAUAUAGGCACAUCUAGCCCAAAUCUACCCCUUCAAUCUACAAAUUAAUAUCAAAAUAUGGAUUUAGAUACUGACGUUCCAAUGGAAGACGUUUCCGAAGAACAAUUGACUCAAUCCUUCGACGAAGGAUCUAGUGGUGGUGCCACCAGUACCGCGGCCACCACAGCAGCUCCAACAACCACGGGCAGUGGCUCUGCCUCUGGCGAUGCAUCCAGUGGUGCGGGCACUGGUCUUACUACAUCAUCCAUCAAUCAACUUGAUGGUUGGAUUGAAAAACUCUCUAAAUGUGAACCACUUUCAGAAGAAGAUGUGAAAAAACUCUGUGAUCUUGCCAUCGAUGUACUUCAAUUUGAAGAAAAUGUACAAGCAGUCCAAGUACCCGUCACCAUUUGUGGUGAUGUACAUGGUCAAUUCCAUGAUCUUAUGGAACUUUUCAAAAUCGGAGGACCUUGUCCUGAUACAAAUUAUCUUUUCAUGGGAGAUUAUGUCGAUCGUGGUUAUUUCUCAGUGGAAACAGUCCUGUUCCUCGUAUGCAUGAAGGUGCGCUACCCAAAACGUAUUACUAUUCUUCGUGGUAAUCACGAGUCACGUCAAAUCACUCAAGUGUAUGGAUUCUAUGAUGAGUGUCUCCGUAAAUAUGGUUCUGCCACCGUAUGGAAAUUAUUCACAGAUUUAUUUGAUUACUUCCCCAUCACUGCCUUGGUUGAUAACAAGGUCUUCUGUCUUCAUGGUGGUCUUUCCCCUAUGAUUGAAACCAUUGACCAAGUACGUGAAUUGAACCGUAUCCAAGAAGUGCCGCAUGAAGGUCCAAUGUGUGACCUUUUGUGGUCCGAUCCAGACGACCGUGGUGGAUGGGGGAUCUCGCCAAGAGGUGCAGGUUUCACUUUUGGGCAGGAUAUCUCGGAACAAUUCAACCACACCAAUGACUUGAGUUUAAUUGCUCGUGCCCAUCAAUUGGUUAUGGAAGGUUAUCUGUGGACACAUCAAGAAUCUGUGGUGACUAUUUUCCUGGCUCCAAACUAUUGUUACCGUUGUGGUAACCAAGCUGCAAUCAUGGAGGUUGAUGAACAACAUAACCGCCAAUUCUUGCAAUAUGACCCGUCUGUAAGGCCGGGCGAACCAACCGUUACGAGAAAGACUCCUGAUUAUUUCUUAUAGUCUGGAGGGAACGCAUAUAUUGUUUUUUAGUUUGUAUAGUCGUUUUGUCUCGUUGUAUAAUUCACGUUUAAAGAGAUA